GCCACACGCGCUGCACGUCCCUUUUCGCCGCUCUUAAUGAACAAAAAAAACACCGACCCCGAGUGACCCCAAAAGUGCAUAUGAGCGGCCGACACGAACGAAACGACGUCGCGAACACAUUCCGCGAAUAACUCUUUAAUUAUUAUUAAUUUAAACUAACCGCUUCGCUAUAACAUAUGUGAGCUUAUUUAACUGUUUACAUACGCAAAUUAACACAAGGUGAAAUAUUACGGACUGUGAACUUGAAGUAAAGUUUUGAUUUAAAUAAAUGUUAACGGGCGUUCUGCGUUAGACCCGAGGCGAUACCGGCGUUCAGUAUGUCUGAAGGAGACGUAUCCCUGAUUCGCGACGAGGACGUAUUACGUCGGAUGUGGCAGCAGACUGAGGACUUCUCCCGGAAAAAAGAGAUUCGGGCGCACAUGUACAGACUCAGGGAGGAACGCCUGCGCAACCUUUACUCGCCCGAACCCGGCGCGGAAUCUAAAGGUUGUGAGUUUUCAUCAACCCAGGGCCACGUGAAAUCAUUCGCUGACCAGAGCUUCCAAUCCAUGAAGAGCAAGGAGGUGCGAGAUGCGGGCUCACCGCCCAAGGAGUUUACGUACCGCGGCCAAGAUCUCAAGGAGCUUUCCAAUGCUGGUUGGAACGUAGAAUCUGAGAACAAAACGACGGAUGAUGGACACACGCAUGUGAAGUCGGUCCAUGCCAACAUCGAGGGUCACUACGACGUCGAUGGUGGUCGUGGCCAGUUCGCUGCUGUUGACCACAACAAACAAGCUAUUACGGAAUAUGAUGACGGUAACACCAGCCUCAAGCGUAAUGAGAAUAUAUCUAAUACUGCAGCACACGAGCAAGUCGUGCGCAAAACUGACGAUGGAACACAAUUUUCAUCAACGACAAGUUCAUCAACGUCCGCCUCUAAGUUUGAACAAAUAUCUUCAACACACGAAACUGUGCCAUAUAAUGAUAACUAUGACCUAUCGCAUCAAAAAUAUAAUACUAACCGCAACGAUAACACUUCGAAUAGAUUAACAAAAACAAGCGAUUAUGAACAGAAUUUGAGAUCUGAUUUUGAUCACGGUGAGAUUAUAUCUAGAAAAAUUGACUAUCCGGAUGAGAAUACAAAAGUUAUAGUAGAGACUAGAUGUCUUCCCGAUGGUACACGAGUGACUAGUACUCGUCGAGAGUUCCGUGCCCCAGCGGUACAGACAAGUCGUUCAGAGCAACACUCUCAUGAAUCAAGGAUUGAAAAUAAAUCGUCCUAUGCGAAGGUGGAGCAACGAUCACAUGUGAAUGAUUCUUCAUCAAAAACUAUUCGUGAAACCAUUGACAAUUCUAAGUUUGAUAUUGUGGAUUCGCAAAAGACUAUCGACGAUUAUGAUUUUAAAAGAAACCAGCAUUUCGAUAGUUCAAAAGACAAAAUUAUUCACGACCAUGAUUCUGUGGAUAAAUUGAAAGAUCAAGAUUAUAAAACUAAUAUCAACGAAAAUACGAAACGCGAUGUUUUCACAUCAAAAAUAAAUGAAAAUACUAAAUAUUAUGACACUAAUGAAACUCUUGACACUAGUACGAAAAAUAUUGAAGAACGCAUUCAUAACGUAACCCGAGAAAAUAUAAUAACGGAAAGAAAAACUAGCUCUGAUCAAUACGAAUCGACGUAUAAGUCUGAUUAUAGUCAAAAGAAAAUAAGCAAUGACUGGAGCCCAGCUCAGCAAGCAUGGGCAAGCACUCUACGUUCCGAUACACCCACUAGACCAUCUACAAGAGCUUCUUCUCCUGGAAGCAAAACUUUUAAGUCUAGCACCUCUUCCUUAAGAAGCAGUGUAAGCCCUGAUAAAACUUACAGAAAACCGUCUAGUCGAGGAGGUAGUCCAAGUAAAGUAGACAGGCAUUCCCCAUCUGGCACAGUUCCAGUUCAGUCUGAAAAAUAUUCCAGUCAUUAUUCUUCUAAUUCAGUUACAGAGAAGUCAAGCGGGGUUAGUCCGGAUAGGAAACAGCAAUAUACCUAUCGUCAAAGAUCUAGUGCAAGUCCAGAAAAACAAUACUAUCCUGCACAUGGAGCGAGUUCAAGCCCAGACAGAAAGAGGUCUCCCGUCAAUGAAAAAACAACAUAUCCAAGAUCUAAUUUAAGCCCUGAAAGAAAAAUAAAUGUAACACAAUCACCUUCAACUCCUUUAGAUAGUCGCAGCCCUUCACCGAAGAGGCGAAUUCCUGAUUUAAGAAAAACUAAACUGUAUCAAGAUAAUAAUGACCUACAAGUAAAACAUGAAGAAGUUGACGCUUCUUCAUAUUCGACGACUAAAACUAACACUAUUGAUAAAGCUAAAAGGACACUAAGCCCAAGUCCCGAUCGCAAAAUUCAGCAAAAGCCAUCUUCGCCGACAAAGAGUGUUUCUGAACCAAUACAAAAACAUCCUAAAGAGACGUCCCCAUCGAGAAAGAUACCUCAAGAAGAAACUGGUAAUUUGCCUGGAUAUAUGCGACCAACUGCUGCUAGUAAGCCGACGGCAACUAGUCCUGACCGCAAAAACUAUGAAACGUCGAUAAAUAAAGUUAAACAAGAACAUUAUAAAUUCGUUGAUGAGGAAACUAAAAUGUACUCUGUAGUGGAUAACGAACAUAUAAAACACUCUUCCUUAAAACAAGUUGACAUACAUUUAUCGGAUGAUGUAAAUUAUUCAGAACCUACUGAAACCAAAAAACUAUCGAAAUCACGUUCACCUAGUCCAAGUAAAUAUUUACAAAAAAAUCCAACUUCUCCGACAAGAGCAAGUCCCGCUAAAGAUAUUCCCAAACAUAGUGAUCUUUCUUCAAAGGAACAAACUCGUCGAACGAGUUAUACAUCUACUAAAGAAAGUUUUUCAAAAGAUGAAACUGAGUAUUUAGACACAACUAUUAAAUCUAAGAAAACCUUGACUGAUUUCGAAACUCGAGCACAAAAAAACAAAUCACCUAGUCCUGAUAAGUCAAGAUGCAGCCCAAAUAAAGAUAAAUCAGUUGCGGAUUUCUCUGUACCCAACAAGCAAUCAAGCCAUGAAACGCCAAAAGGUGAGAAUCAUCCUAAAAAAGAUCCAAAAUUUGUUCCUUCAGCGCCGACUCAUACUUCUCCGAAUACUAAAUCGAAAUCUCCAGAUUUGAUUGAACCCAAAUCUGAUAAAACAUUCACAAGGCGCACUCCAUCGCCAUCUAAACCUACUUCAAAACCUUAUAACGAUGUUGAUAUUAUAAAAACUAGUUCUGAUAAAGCUUUUGAUACAAACGAAAGUUCUACUUACAUUAAGACAACAUCCGAUACCUACAGAAAAGACUCCUCGAAAGAAAAUCAUGUAACGUUGGUUUUGGAUAAAGAUUCUCAGAGACCUAAUAUACAAACAAGAUCACCUUCACCACCGAAAUCUAUACAAGAAAAACACCCAAGCAGUUUAGUAGAAGAGAAUUCUAAAAUUGAUUGUACAAUUAAACCAACGCCUACAAAUAAAACACCUAAAGAUUGCACUUCUCCCGUUAAAUCUAAAUCUCCUGUACGAGACACCAAAUAUCAGGUUGCUUCUGAGUUUAUUAACAUUGAAAAAACUAAUGAAGAAAUUAAUAAAAACACGACGAUAGAACGUCCAAGGCAGCUUAUUACACCUUCAACAAGCCCAACCAGAAAACCAAAAACUAUUGAAAAAGAACUGUCUUCUCGAGAAAGUUCGCCGACAACAUCCGUGAGUGGCUUCGAGUAUUUCAGCUCUCACCAAACUGAUAAAAAUAUGAUUACAGAUUUAGAUGAACAGUUUUAUUCUGAAAAUACAACAGAAUUUAUUAAUAACGAAAAAACAAAAGAUUUUAGGAAUCAACUGUUAACGAAAAUUCCCUGCAGAUCACCAUCACCAGAGAAACUUUCAACAAAAGAUAGUCUUCCCCGAAAAAGCUCUUUGAAAAAACCAAGUAACCAGACCUCACCAACCGAAAAACCUCCAUCCAAUUUCCUAGUUUCACCUAAUGUAGAAACUAAAGAGUUUGUUGACCAUAAUUUAAUAACUAAAGAUAAGCCAGUUAAAAUUAAGCCUCCAUUUGAAAGACGUGAAACAUAUGAAGAAAGAUGUCGAAAAAUAUUAGGAAUGACUGAAACAGAUUCAAAUGAAACUAAUAUAAUUGUACAAGAAUCGACAAAGAAUGAUCAACAAUCAGAAUCAAAUAUUAGUUCACCGAGCGUAUCGCCCUGUCGUAGUUCUUCACCGGAAAAUAGUUUUCUACACAAAGAAACUUUCAAAAACACCUCUGAAAAAACAAAAGAACAAAAAAAUAUGGUAAAUGAAGAAAACAAUAAUAAAACAAAUACCACCCAAACGAAUAUUUCUGAAAGUCGUAAAUCAGACAAAAUUCCAUCAAGAGAACCAUCUCCCUGUAAAAUUCAAAAUGUUACAACUGAAGAAAAAAGUACUAAUCAGUAUAAAUCAAGUGUAAAAAAAAUUGAAAAUGAAUCAAAGACAACUUCUAGUUCGAAAAUUCGAAGUGAAGAUACAAACGAGCAAAUUUAUGAGAUCAAACGCAAUCGUUCAAGUAUUAGUCCUGAAAGGAAAGUUGAUCAAAAAUAUUUACCAAAAAAACGCGUCAGAAGUCCAGACCACAAGUCCGAAAACAUUAUUGACAGUAAACCGAUUGAUAAGUUUCCUAAAAAACCUAUUAACGAUGUCACUACACCUACCAAAUCUACACAAAAGCCGAUGAAAGCAGUCAUAUCAUCUGAGUACGAAGAAAAUUAUACUACGGAGCGUAUUAUACAAGAUAAUGUUACUGACAUUAUUGAAGAUGUAACAGAUUACGUUAAGCCGAGGUCUUCUAUAUCUCCAUCACGUAAAACGACUACUAAAACUUCUUCACCAACAAUGAAUGCUGACGAUAAAUCUCCAACAACCACAUCAAACAAAUCUUUUGACUACAGUACUGAAUUUAUAAUAUCUGAAAAGGAAAAAGAAGUUUUAGAUAGGGUACAAAAAUCUUUGAGAAAACUCUCACCAGAUCGUAUCGCAAAAUCUCCUGAUCGAGAAAAGAGCACUCCUAAAUCAACGACUUUACGUGAUUUGGAAAUUAUUACUAAAACCGAAAAUAUUGAAGAUGUUUCAAUUAAAAAUAUUACACAAAUAAAUAAAUCCCUUAAUGAAGAAGUAUUUGUAUCGGACAAACAAAAAACUGAAAAACCCAAAGAUCAAAAAGUAUCAAGCAAACCACCAUCAAGAAACGUCUCGCCGACGAAAAAGGUUUCGAAUAUAUCUCCUGUACCAGCUAGAAGUAUAUCACCUAAGAAACCAAUAUCACCGACUGAAAGACCACAAUCACCUCUAGUACCCAGAGUAAGUGGCAUAAAACCGAGAGAGCCAGUUUCUUCUCACCUCAGAAAAUCUUCACCUUCUGCAUCAUCACCAACAAAAUCAGAUAAACCUUUUGUAUCAGAUGUUAAAAAAGUUGCAGCUAUUACCAAACAAUUUAAUCAUACAAAAGGAACUGUUAAUAGUAAAAUAUCAAGUAAUAAGAUAUCUCCGGGAAAUGUCCAGAAAGUAGAACAAGAACCUAAGAAGACUUUCAUAAGCAAAGGUACUAAGGACAAUGUAAAGAAAGAUACAGACUCAAAAAUAGCACGAACCUCUAGUGACAUAGCAUUAAAGUCGAAAAAAAGUUUGCCUCAGAAAAUUAGAUCGAAACCUGAAAUCCAAGUUAACGAUGUUACUACGGGCAAAAACUAUAAACAUACAAUUACUACAACAAAAUCACAAAAACCAAAUUCAAAAGAACACCAAACAAAACUUCCUACAAGUAAACCAAAAUCUGCUACAGCAUUAAAUACCUCGACAGAUGAUGAUGAUGAUGUAAUUAUAGAUGUUCAGCACGCUAAAUCAUCUCGUGAAAAUUCUCCAGAUCGUAUUUGCCCGACACCGUUAGGGUAUUCAGAGGACGUUGGUUCUUCUAGAUUUCCUGAUGAAGUAAAAGAACCAGAUGACGAAUAUCAAAAACGUGGAUAUCAUACUAUACAUGAAACUGAAUCUAUAGUAGAUGAAAUUGUGGAAAUAAGUGAAGACGAUGAACUGUUUGUUAAAAGAACAGAUGUAGAUGAUUCCAAAAAGGAUGAGGAUCAUCUUUUGAGUGUCAACAGUAAAGUAUCAAAAUUUUUGACGAAAAUAGAAGACGUCGCUAAAACCAAAGAUACGACAGCGAGAUUUAAAGAAACAGAAAGAAAAGUACACUCUGACUUUGAUGAAAAUUUGAAAUCAGAUGACUGCCUAUUAUCUGUAUCAGAAAAGGUUAAUAAGUUUGCUAAGGGGCCUAUUGAUAGAAAAGAGAAGAGCCCUUCGCGUAAUAUCGUAGAAGAAUUUGACAAACAUACGACAUAUCAGGACGACUACACUAAAUUAAGCGUAAAUGAUAAAGCUCAUUUAUUCAUUGAAACAGCUGAAAACACUAAAUCUACGAGAACCAAACCAGUACAAAAAAUUGAGCGACCUGAUCUUCAUGACGUUGAUGAUUCAUUAAAAACCGACGAUUGCUUACUCAGUGUAUCAGAUAAAGUAAAUAAGUUUGUAAAGACUGCUGAACAAUUUUUGAACGAAACAUUAGAAGUUGAAGAAAAAGAGAAAAAAAUUAAAGAACAGCAUGACAAAAUUAUGAGGAAAAUAGUGGAAAAUGUCGACGAUAGUGUUUCUAAUUUAAAAAAUAACAAUGAAAAUGAGAAUAUCGAAGCCGCAUCAAAAACAAAAUCAAAUGUAGGUGAAAGCGUGAGACGAAGUUCUUUUGCCAAAGAAACCGCAUCAUCGCAUGCAAAAGUGAAGGAAGUUAUAAGCCCUAAUCACAAAACAUACGAAAAACCUUCAAACGUAAAAGUAACAACCCUUCGUAGCAAUGAAGCCGUGAAGAAGGCUAAAGCUUUGUUUGAAAACAUUGCCACUACUACGACUAACACGAAUCGAAAGACUAAUGACAUUUCUCAAACGAAGUCUACAAAAUUAAUAGAGAAAAUUGCAACAAAGAAGUCCCCGAAAGUGGAUUCGAUAAAAACUCAACAUUCUUCUAUUAAUGAAAAUAAAAAUACCAAUGAUAACGAAAAGAAACUUAACUAUUUCCCAACUGACACAACUCAAGAGCCUUCGGAUGAAACCAUAAUAGAAUAUCGACCUCAAAAUAGUCCAACGCCAUUAAGACAACGUUCGCCUGAUAGCAACAAAGCUAGAUCUCCUUCACGUAAAACGACGGAACUCAAUGCACCUACGUCACACGUCCACUCUGUUGCUGAUAUGCCUAAGAAAGACAUCUCUGGAUUAGAAAGACCUGAAAAAUUAAAAGAAAAAGUACCCGGCUACCAACAGCCUACAAAAACCAGCCAAAUGAAAGAAGAAGUAAAAACGGUAGAUGAUAUUGACAUAAGUAGCAGACGCGGAAGUGGGAAAUUUGGAGUUGAGCUUCGGCGAACUAGUACAGAGAGAUGUACUGUCAGUACUGAACGUCGUCGCAGUAGCGUUGAACACUAUCAGCCCUGCAUAGAAGAUAUCUUUGACUUGGACCUCCUAGAACAAAUGUUGGAGAAGGUCGUCGGUUACGAGCAGAGACGUCGUAUUAGAGCUCAAAUAAGAGUAGCAAAGAAGAAAGUAGAUAAUGGGCAAGUCGAAGCAAAUAAUGUCACAAAAACGAAGCAAAGUACUAGUAAAGUGACCAAGACUCGUUCGCCUGAAUAUCAAAAUAAAUCACCAGAACGUCAAGCCAAAUCUACAAUUCAAAAAGCAGCAUCUCCUGAACGGCAACCACGAAAGUUUUCUUCUCCAGUACGUCAGCCUCAAAAUAAUUCUUCCCCUGACCGUCAGGUACAGAAAUGUUAUUCUCCUGAACGUGAUUUAAAGACAACGACGCAUGUAACUUUGUUAUCAGAACGUACGGAAUCGGAACAAGUUACAACGUCCUUGAAUGGUAAUUCAAAAGAUACUGUUAACUUAUCAGAAAAACAAAUUAGAUCACGAACUCCAGAUAAAUUACCUUCGAAAGUACCAGCCAAAUCUAAAAGCCCAAUUCGCAAACAUAGUCCGGAUAAAAAAUCAAGGCCCUUGUCACCAACCAAAACGACUUCUACGAAACCAAAAUCUAAUCGGUUUAGCGAAUAUGCUACUGCAUAUAUGAAGAAGGUCGGCUUAAAAGAUACUGAAAAAACCAUCGACGUUAAGUUAAAAAAAAUACCUAUCAAUGAGUUGAAAACAAAAACAAUAGAAACCCACCAUGCAAUUGAAUCUAAACAUUCAUCGUCUUCUAAAAAGACGUCUGAGUGCAUAUCGUCUAAAGAUACAAUAGAAGUUACUCACCUUAACGGGAAAAGGUCACCUUCACCUCAAAAGCUUGAUAACAAAAGCCGUCUUCCACAAAAAAAUCUAUCUCCCGACCGUAAAAUUCAAAGUACUGAACGCUCUCAUAUCAGUCCAGAACGAAAACAUCGAAAUGCUGAAAAUCUCCGGCAUAGUCCUGAACGCGUUAAGCAUAGUCCAGAACGUGCUAAGCAUAGCCCAGAACGUAAUGAGCACAUCUUUGAACAUACUCAACAAACCCCUGGACGCAGAUAUGAUAGUCCGGAAAGAUUACCUAGCCCAGAGCCGACUCGUCAAAAAUCCGACGUCAAUAAAACCGUAAUUAAAAAGGAAACUAUUAUAAAAACAGUAUUUGAUAUUGAAAAGAAAAUUCCACAAAAACCGAAGCAAGAAGAAAAACCAUCGUGGGUAACUAACAGAAAUUUGAAGAAAAUAACAUCGGAAAAUCGCACGUUUAGUUCUAAAAAAAUAGAACCCGAGAAACCAAAAUACCGACAGUUGAGUCCAUCUAAGGUUAUCACAAAACCCAUUGAUGUUAUAACUUCUAGCUAUGGUCCAGGGCCUUUAGAUACAGACGGAAAACCUCUGUUUGGUAUAAGAGCCUUGAGAAAGGGGUCUUCUAACUACCAAGUGAAAGGUACUGUGAUUCGUCAAGAGUUCCACUCGCGGAACGGAGGCGAACCUGAGGGCACGGUCUCCGUCACAGCGUACUCGACGGAACCGAAGGAUUUGGAAAAAUUGCUUGAGGUUCAAGGAGAUAGGCCUUCAAGACUCCAUGGCUUGGCCGCUAUCACUACAACGAAGAAGUUCGGCGGAGAUACCGGCACAACUUUUAGCGAGGUUCAUAACAAAGAAGAACGCGCAUCACUAGAUCAGUUCACACACAGCGAUCGCCGAGUCACUGAGAGCAGUAUAACCAGCGGAAUUAGCAGCUUGGACAGAAAAGACCAGACAUAUGCACAGAAGGAUAAAAUCGUAGAGAUCGAUAACGAAGAAAGAUUCGGACACAAGGAGAGAUCGGAGCGAAUCAUAGACACGCAUGAAAAACGUGGUACAAGUGACGUUAAAUUAGAAACAAUAGCAAGUGUAAAUAAACAACAUAACACUAGAAUGCAGAAAGAGAAAAUCGAGAGGAGUGUAGAUACGGAAAGAAGAAGCAAAGAGAUGUCGGAGAGACAGACAGAGACAGAGAAGCGAAUGGAAGAACGAAAGACAGUUAGACAAAAUUCCGUUAAAUCACUUACGGAGAAAUAUAUUAAAAGUGCAAGCGAGUCUUCAAAAUCUGAGCGUCACAUGUACCCGAAAGCGGGGCUCAUCUUACGCACCGCCACUAUGAAGGACAGUGUCUCCAGCGAUUCGUCAGCUCACGCUGGUCUCACACGUACGGAUAGCGAGCAGAGUCUGGGUUCAGACGACGAGACAGUAACUACGACCACAACCGAGCAAGUUGGGGACGGCGUUCGUACAACCACUACCACCACCAUGCGCUCGGGGCACACUCGGGGUCAAGAACGAUCUUUCCUCGACAGCACCACUAAGGUCACCGGGGUACAGGAUAUACUGACUAGGAUGAAGAAUGCUGACAUUGUGAUCGAGGAGGGUGACAGCAGUGCGGACACAGAAGCGCGUGCUCUGCUGAAUAAGUUUCUAGGCGCCACCGUGCUCAUGGCUGGUAUGCAGAGUUACGUCACAGAGAAGCCUUCUGGAAAAGUUUUGAUCAAACAAGAGACAGUAAAAAGCAGUGGUGGGAAGGUGAACAGCAGCCGACAAGUGGAGGAGAUCGACAUCGAACAGUGCUGGGACGAGCGCGUGUUGCGCAAGCUCUUGGACGAGUGCACUGACUACGAGCAACGUCGCCGCCUUCGCGCGCGCAUCCGCACACUCAUGGCUGAACAAGAAGCAUGUGCGAGCGCUGUAACCGAGGCGUUAGCAGCUGCUGGAGAGACAGUAGAAACAGAGGAGCAGUCCGGAGAACGCGACGAAGAGGAAGUAACGACUGUAACAUCGAGCGUGAGGAGGAACUCGUCCGAAAAAACAGUUAGCAGCACCACCACCACUAAAACAUCGAAAGUGAUUGAGAGUAUGACUCGACCGGCGCCAAAACCCGUGUCGCCGUUCGCCAAGUUCCGUCAACUCGAAAAGCAAAACUCUACUAACAGUCCCAACUCGCCCAAGAGCCCGCAGAGCCCGGGCUCUCCGUCGCAGCCUUACUUCAAGUUCACGGACCCAGCGCUGCAAGCCAGCGCCGUCACUAUUAAAGAGCGUUUGCUGCAUUGGUGUCGCGACAAGACCCGGGAAUACGAGAAUGUGAAACUGGAGAACUUCUCGACGAGCUGGGCGGACGGGCUCGCUUUCUGCGCGCUGGUACACCACUUCCUGCCUGACGCGUUCGACUACUACGCACUCACGCCCGACAAGCGCCGACACAACUUUACGCUCGCCUUCAAAGUUGCUGAUGAGAAGGCGGGCAUCUACCCCCUCCUGGACGUGGACGACAUGGUGGCGAUGCGCAAGCCCGACUGGAAGUGCGUGUUCACCUACGUGCAGUCCAUCUACCGCCGGUUCAAGGACGAGCAGUGACGUCACGGUCGCGCGUCCGUCGGUCCGAGCGACGCAGUAGUUGAACGUUUAAGUCACAAAUAUAUUAUCGUGGAAGAUUAGUGAGUCCAAAGAGCGUAUGUUGUUGAUAUUGUUUGUUCGUGUGUUACGUUUGUCAGAGGUUUAUUCGCCAGUGUCCGCCCAACUCGCCGUUUCUCCGAGCGCCGUCUCGUAUAGAGUCCUCCUAUUUAUUGUAAUCUCAAGAUGUAUGUGAUUUUUUUAUAUUAGCUUUUAAGUUUGACUAACAGUUAUAUUUCGAGCGUUUAUUUAGGUCAUAGUCUCUCUGGUAUCGUUUCUAGCUCUUACUAUGAUACGACGCGCUGCCGGCGAGGAUCCCCUUCACUUAUUUACCUACAUAAGCAAGCUGCAUCCUCGCGGCAAGCUCCUUACGAAACAUUUAUUCUAACAAUAUUUACUUUUUAUAAUUUGAUAUAUUAAUUUUAUAACCACUUGAAAAUAAUCGUCUAAUGAUUCUUUGACUAUUAUUAUUUAUAAUAUUAAUUUAUAUGGAUACAAUUAAAUAAAUAUGAUUAACAAUUUUUAA
Molecule: messenger RNA, 11460 nt
Organism: Nymphalis io (European peacock)
Lineage: Eukaryota; Metazoa; Arthropoda; Insecta; Lepidoptera; Nymphalidae
Product: microtubule-associated protein futsch
Exons: 19
Coding region: 318-10898 (3526 amino acids)
Biological process (GO): actin cytoskeleton organization
Cellular component (GO): filamentous actin; microtubule organizing center
Molecular function (GO): protein binding
Source: RefSeq, a predicted model, not a curated record